Messenger RNA from Penaeus indicus, 726 nucleotides. Its product is annotated as procollagen-lysine,2-oxoglutarate 5-dioxygenase 2-like. Gene Ontology annotation, biological process: peptidyl-lysine hydroxylation. The transcript has 6 exons. NCBI's taxonomy places the organism in Eukaryota, Metazoa, Arthropoda, Malacostraca, Decapoda, Penaeidae. Gene Ontology annotation, cellular component: endoplasmic reticulum. The record is from RefSeq and is a predicted model, not a curated record. Gene Ontology annotation, molecular function: procollagen-lysine 5-dioxygenase activity. Bases 7 to 726 code for a protein of 239 amino acids.
GUAUCUAUGAAAUUUGAUGAAGAUGACACCGUAAUAGUAAAUACUGUCUACCAGUCAUCACCUGUAGUAAUUCAUGGUAAUGGCCCAUCAAAAAUUCUUCUAAAUUCUCUUGGCAAUUAUUUGGCGAAGUCAUGGGUCUAUGAUCAGGACUGCCUCGCAUGCAAAGAGAACACUAAAGAUCUAAAGGAACUUGCGAGGUCAGAAUACCCUGUUGUGUUACUAGCUGUUUUUGUGGAGAAACCAAUGCCUUUCUUGGAAGAGAUGCUAGACAAAGUUGCCAAUCUUGAUUAUCCAAAGGACAGAAUAGAUCUGUUUGUUCAUAAUCAGGAAAAACUUCAUGUACAACUUGUGGAUGAGUGGAUGUCAAGGCAGAAGUCAGCAGGGUACCGUAGCACAAAGUUCAUAUCUGAAGCCGAUAACAUAAAGGAGUGGCAUGCACGCAAUCUUGCAGUGGAGCAUUGCCUCAAGAAGGAUUGUGAUGCAUAUUUUAGUGUUGAUGGUGAUAUUCAUCUAGAUAAUCCAGAGACUUUGACACACCUUCUAAGCCAGAACAGGCCAAUUUUAGGUGCAGUGAUGGUUCGUGCUGGCCAGGCAUGGUCGACAUUUUGGGGAGCUCUUAAUGAGGAUGGCUUCUAUGCAAGGUCCAUUGACUACAUGGACAUUGUCAACAACAACAGAAGGAGUGCCUCCCUUGUGUCUGCAUUUUAUUUGAGAAUUUCUUCAUGA